AAUAAUGAAUAACACUAAUAGUUUUUUUCUUUUGUUUUGUAUGAUUUUGUUUAUUUUUCUUUUUGAUUUUGUCGUUGUCUUUUUUGUAUUUUAUUUGCAUGUUUUACUUUGUUACAUAGCUAAUCUUUCAUUUUUGUGUAUCUUUUUGUAACUUUUUUGUUUUAUUUGUUGUUUUGUUGUAUUUCAUUCUGUUUUUUUUGUACUGUUUCGUUGUAUUUAUUUCUUUUUUCUUUUUCUUUUUGAAGUUAAUAUUUAGUUUAAUUUUGGGGACAAAGUUCUUGUUUUUGUUUUGUAUAUGAGGUUAUUUCAGUUUUUUUUUGUGUAUGUUUUAUUUAUUUGUAUAAUUUAAAUGCAUUCGUUUAUUUUUGCCUUUUGGAUGUUUCAAUUUUAUUCGGUUGUAUUUUCGUUUCUUGCUUUGACUGGCUGGGAUUUGGUCAGGUGAAGUUCGCGUGCCCGUUCGGCAGGGGGCGGCAGAGCGCGGCGGCAUCGGAUGACGACGACGUCAUCGGCGUCAUCCUCGGCUCGCGAAGCUGAAGAUCGGAAGACCGGAAGCCAUGUUAUGAUGUCCGAGAAUUUGUCGACGAGAACCAGAGCCAAAUGAUGAUGAUGAUGAUAAAGGUAAGAUGGAGGCGAUGAAGAUUUGAUCGUGUCGCUUCCGGCCUCCGUUUGAGUGAGAACGACGACAACAGAACGACGUCGAAGAAACCCAACAAACACAUGCAGGCUGCCGGAUGGCGUUCGCGUCUCGCUUCUCGCGCUCGCGCAGCACGUCGCCGUCGCCGUCGGCCGCUCGCCGGCGCGAAUCUCCGCCCGUCAGCGUGUCGGAGCUCCAACGACUCCUGAGCAGCGGCAAGACGGCCUGCAACCACGCCGACGAGGUCUGGCCCGGACUCUACAUCGGAGAUCAAAACAUGGCGUCGGACCGCCGUGAGCUGACACGCGUGGGCAUCACUCACAUCGUCAACUGCGCCCAGAGCAAAUGGCGCGGCGGCGGCGCCGACUGCUACGCGGGCAUGAACGUGACGUACUUGGGCAUCGAGGCGCACGACUCGCCCGCCUUCGACAUGACCAAAAACUUUUAUCCCGCCGCCGACUUCGUACACAAAGCGCUCACCAGAGGAGGUAAGGUUCUGGUCCACUGCGCGGUGGGCCUGAGCCGCUCGGCCACGCUGGUGCUGGCCUACCUGAUGAUCCGGCAGAACCUGACCCUGGUGGAGGCCAUCAAGACCGUCAAGGACCGCCGCGGGGUCACGCCCAACCGAGGAUUCCUGCGGCAGCUCAAUGGCCUGGACGGCAUCCUGCGCGAGAGUCGUCGCGCGGCCGACGCGCAAGUGAGCUAAUGCUAAUGUCACAAUGUGCGUUAACGCCACUGAAAAUGAAUUCGGCUACUAACUGCCAGGAUGACGACGACAGGCGCAAUAGUGCUCAGUCAGGUUGUCGCUAACUGCUAAUGCUAAUGAAAAUGCUCAUGUGAACUAAUGCUCAGCUUCCAAAUCAUCCUUGACAAAAAAAAAAAAAGACUUCACAAUUACCUCCAGCAUCGUGUUGUUGACACGUUUCUUUGUGACGUUCCGUGUAAUUCCACCGCAACAAACGAGCAACCAAGUUGUGGAAUUGGUGUUAAAAGUGUCAAAGUGGAUUGACAUAUGCUCAUUUUAUAGUUUUACUUACACCAAUAACAGAACGAGAAGAGUUAUGGAGUGUUUAGCAACAGACGUUAACUUGCAAGUAGCAUAGCACGAGCAAUCCAGGUUUCUUAAGAUGGAAUGCUAAAACUCAAAAAUAUUUAUGGUACAAGGUCUUAUUUUCACAGGAAAGGACGACACAAAUAUGUAAACAUUUGACAGGAAAUGCUAUAUGCUAUCGUAUUUUUAAGAGCAAUGGUACAGACAAACUGUUGCUAAUGGCUAACGUUUCCACCACACAUUCGCGUGACAUUAAAAUGUAUCACAUGAAUGAAAUCAGCUACUAACUGCCCGGGUGAAGACGACAGGCGCUGAAGUGCUAAGUCAGGUUAGCGCUAACUAGUGCUAAUGCUAAUGAAAAAACAAUAAGCAUGAGCUAAUGCUCAGCUUUUGAAUCAGCUUCACCCAAACAAAUAUUUUUCACAAUUACAAUUAUAUAUUUUGGUGAUAUUCUGUGUAAUUUCACCGCAGCAAAGAAGCUAACGUCGUCAACAAACAUAAAUCAGUGUUAACAGUGUCAAAUACUUAUUUUUAUUGUUUUUCUUCAUGUGCUUGUCAUUUUUGAAGGAAAACACAUCACAAAUAUGUAAACAUUUGACAGGAAAUGCUCACUGUUAGCACAGCAAUAAAGUGUUUUAAAGAGGAGCAAUGGUUCGUUAUCACGGCUAAACUAAUCCUAAUGGCUAACGUGUCCACUGGGCAUUAGCAUGAUAUCAAAACAUUCCAUGUGCAUGAAAUCAGCUACUAACUGCCUGAAUGAUGAUAACAGGUGCUGAAGUGCUCGGUAAGGUUAGCACUACCGGCUAACGCCGGCUAAUGAAAAACAACUUUAGAAUCUGCUCAACAAAAAAUAGAUUUUGCGUUACGUUAUCACAUGUACUUAGGCAUCGUGUUAGUUAUGUUUUUUUUUAACUUGCUCCAUGUGACUUCACAACAACAAAGCUAAUUAGCUUAGCGAUAAUGUAAACAUAGUUGAAUUUAUUUAAUCAGUCGUGUCAAAUGCUGAUUUUGUUUUUCUCCACAACUAACACCAGAAAGAUAUUAGCCGCUGACAUUCGCUUGAACAUAGCAUAGCACAAGCUAACCUGGUUUCCCGAUAAAGCUAAUCAACACGCUUGACGUUUUCACACAAACCAAAAAAAAAAAAAACACGUCACAAAUACAUAAAGCAUUUGAUGGCGAAUGCUAACUGUUAGCUUAGCAAAGACUAAUGAAGUGUUUUGAAGAGGAGAGCUUGUUUGUUAGCUCCUGUGUUGUUGUGGUUUGUUGUGAUUUUAAACUGCCAAUGUUAAUGUUUGUGUUAGCUGGCCACCUGGGGACCAACAUGUGACCUUUGUGUCCUUUUAUCCAUGUUAGCAUAUUUUCGUAUUUGAAAUAGUAAAAAAAAAAAAAAUAAAAAAAAAACUUGUGCCACUGUGUCACAAUUUAGUUUUAUUUCAACUUGAACGUUAAUAGCAAAUGUGCUCAUAUUGAUGUGUGGAUGUCAAAACGUGUUGUCUGGUUCUGUGUUGUGAUUGGUUGCCUCUUUAUAUCGUCAUACUUCUUUUUAUUUUCCAUAAUAAUUUUAUUUCUGAGAUCAUUUUUGAUCUCGUUUGCUUUUUAGACUUUUCCUUUUAUGUUGAACAAUUUCUAUUCCAAACUGCCUGCUCUCAAUAAACUUUUCCUUUUGGUCAAAUAAU
This is a messenger RNA of Phycodurus eques (leafy seadragon), 3364 nucleotides long. RefSeq names its product dual specificity protein phosphatase 26-like. The record is from RefSeq and is a predicted model, not a curated record. Gene Ontology annotation, biological process: protein dephosphorylation; negative regulation of MAPK cascade. Bases 732 to 1340 code for a protein of 202 amino acids. NCBI's taxonomy places the organism in Eukaryota, Metazoa, Chordata, Actinopteri, Syngnathiformes, Syngnathidae. Gene Ontology annotation, cellular component: cytoplasm. Gene Ontology annotation, molecular function: MAP kinase phosphatase activity; protein tyrosine/serine/threonine phosphatase activity. The transcript is spliced from 4 exons.